Molecule: messenger RNA, 2133 nt
Organism: Eucalyptus grandis
Lineage: Eukaryota; Viridiplantae; Streptophyta; Magnoliopsida; Myrtales; Myrtaceae
Product: cysteine-rich receptor-like protein kinase 10
Exons: 5
Coding region: 121-1815 (564 amino acids)
Biological process (GO): protein phosphorylation
Molecular function (GO): protein kinase activity
Source: RefSeq, a predicted model, not a curated record
CGCGAUUGAGUGAGCAACGGCCGGGUUUGGUCAAGAGUGGGUGAGAUUGAUCCUCCGCAGUACAAAUCAUCUACAAACUACACAUCAUCAUAAAGUCAUACAAGACUUUUCGAUGAAGCCAUGGCGUGCAAGUGCAUGGAAGGUGUAGAAUGGACAAUUCUUGAGGGACGACAAUUCAAACAUUGUUGUUCCUAUAAUUGCUUGCCGAUCUCGCUAGCGCAUGCUAUCACCAAACCAGCCAUGAAGUCUUCCUUCACCGUCUCCAUCUCUCUUUUCUUCUUCCUCAAUUUUCUCAGUGUCUAUACUCGAAGUUCUGAGGCGGCACCCGAAUAUCUGUUUCAUGAUUGCCCAAACACCACCCUCUUCACUCCCAACUCCACCUACGGAUCCAACCUCGACGCCCUCCUCUCUUCCCUCUCCUCCACCGCCAACAACAGCACCGAUGGCUUCGCCAACGCCACUGCCGGCCAAAACCCUCCCGAUCAGGCCUACGGGCUCUUCCUCUGCCGUGGUGACCUCGACAUCGCCACGUGCAGCGACUGCGUCUCCACUGGAAAACAGGGGAUCCUCCAGAAAUGCCCCAACCAGCGAGUCUCUGUGAUCUGGUACAACGAGUGCAUGUUGAGGUACUCGAACGAGUACAUCUUCUCCGUCAUGGAAGAGGUGCCUGCCAUAACGAUGGUCAACACCGUGAACAUCUCUGACCCGGCCAGGUUCAGGCAAGUACUUGGAAGGAGCAUCAGAGAAGUUGCCUAUACGGCUUCGGGCAAAGCAUCCGGGAAGAAAUUCGCGAGCACAAAGAUGAAUUUCACAAGCUUGCAGAAUCUGUACACGAUGGCGCAGUGCACGCCGGACUUGAUGGAGUUGGAGUGUAACAGCUGCCUCCUGUCAGCGAUUAAACUUCUCGAAGGGAGUCAAGGAGCGAGGGCAUUAACUCCGAGCUGCAACGCGAGGUUCGAGUUGUACCCCUUUUACAAUGGCACUGCAGUGCAGGCCUCACCUCCUCCUCCGGUUACGACAUCUGAAGGUUCACCUCCUCCUCCCCAUCCUCCUCCCGUGACAACACCUGAAGGAAAAAACAACAAAUUCACAGUGAUAACCAUUGUCAUAGUCGUUCCCACUGGAGGUGUUAUGAUACUUCUCUUUCUCACUUGUUUGCUUCGAAGAAGAGGAAAAAGAAAUAUGAAGUCAUCAAAGGAAAAAGUGGUGCAAACGAACUUAUUACCAUGGAGUCCUUGCAAUAUGACUUGGCUACCAUACAAGCCGCGACAAAUGAUUUCUCUCAUGAAAGCAAAUUGGGUGAAGGUGGAUUUGGUGAAGUUUUCCAGUGGUUACAUGGCUCCAGAAUAUGCAAUGCAUGGAGAGUUCUCAGUGAAAUCUGAUGUUUAUAGUUAUGGCAUAAUACUUCUAGAGAUCAUUUGCGGCAAGAGGAAUAACUACCACCACCAAUUGGGUGGGGGUGAAUAUCUUGCUAGUCAUGCAUGGAAUCAAUGGAGAGAAGGCACGCCCUUGAAAGUGUUGGACCCAGCUAUCGUGGAUUCAUAUUCAAGAGAUCAAGUGCUUCGAUGCCUGCACAUUUGCUUAUUAUGCAUUCAGGAAGAUCCGGCUAUUAGACCUACCAUGGCAACUGUAGUUCUCAUGCUCAGUAGUAAUUCCAUUACUCUGACAUCACCUCAACAUCCGGCCUUCUUCAUCCGAAGUAUAUCGCAGGGAUUGAACAUCCCAAUAAGAGAGCUUGAAUCGGAUGAAUCCGCCAAUAGGACUAUGCCUUCAUCGAUCAAUGGCAUGUCAGUUACCGAAUUGUACCCCAGGUGAAUGGCGGCAUAAGCAAAAUCUUUCUUCAUGGAUAGUCUCAUAGUAAGAUUGUGUGGCCUUGCACCGUGAUUUUUAUGAAGCAUAAAUAAAAAUCUAUGCAUUUGGAGAAUAAGCUUUUAAUUGCUCAAAGGGGUGGUGUGCAUUUAAAAGAAGACCCUACACAUGUUAUCCAUCAUAAUUAUUAUGAUUCUUCUAAGUUUUUGUUACUAUUUGAAGGUAAAUCAUACACCAAUUUACUGUAAUUUUGUGCAUUUGUACGUUAUUGUGCUUCUAUAAGGCUCAAUACUACUUCUCACUAAAUAAUGAAGUGUUUGUUGA